Acanthaster planci (crown-of-thorns starfish) is the source of this 891-nucleotide messenger RNA. RefSeq names its product carboxylesterase 1D-like. The record is from RefSeq and is a predicted model, not a curated record. Lineage: Eukaryota; Metazoa; Echinodermata; Asteroidea; Valvatida; Acanthasteridae.
AUGCCUGGAUUCAUUCAGCCAGUAAUAACACGCUACACUGGGAUACCGUACGCUGAGCCACCGACUGGUCAGUUGCGCUUCGCUAAACCCGUGCCACGAGCCCCCUGGAGCGAUGUGCUCAAUGCUACCGAUUUCGGCCCAAGUUGUCCCCAGAUACCGGUAGGCGCAGCCUCGCUGUUUGAUCAAUUGUUCCCCAACAUGAAUUUCUCCGAAGAUUGUCUAGUUCUGAACGUGUACGUUCCUCAUGAUGCUGUGGCCUCGUCUGGACCUCUCCCGGUCAUGAUUUACAUACACGGUGGCGGACUAACGAAUGGACGAGGGGACUUGUAUGAUGGGACUUUACUAGCUGUCCAGGGGCAGGUUAUUGUGGUCAACUUCAACUACCGUCUCGGACUGUUCGGCUUCCUCAGCACUGGGGAUGACGCAGCACCUGGGAACUACGGAUUGUGGGACCAACGCCUCGCCAUCCAAUGGGUCAAAGACAACAUCGCCGAUUUUGGUGGUGAUCCAAACCAAAUCACCAUCUUUGGUCAGUCGGCAGGAGGAUGGAGCGUGACCUACCAAAUGAUUUCACCGCUGAAUGACAACAAUCUUUUCCAGCGGGUGAUUGCCCAGAGUGGAGCGGCAUUCCAUGGCCAGAUAAUUUCCGGCAUUUCAGCUCAGCGAGAGGUGUUAAAUCUUGCCUCUGCUCUUGGGUGUGACUCACCGUAUGAAAGUUCAUCUCGUACUGUUAUCAGUUGUCUUCGCGAGUCCAGCAUGCAGGACCUUCUGAGACACAGUGACCUCUUUAAAACAGCACCUACGAUUGACGGCGAGUUUCUCACCACCGACAUUAACUCCCUCUUGUCCCAUCCCCGAGUUGGACAGUACGACCUCCUCUUAGGGGUGUAA